CAUAUUAAGAAACUAAUAAUGAAAUGUAAAGUUUACCAAAUUACCCCUAUAUAAUAAACAUAAAUUAUUUUUUCCUUUUGAUUAGAGCAUGCACAAGAAGUAAACCUUUUGACAUUGGGAAUCCAACAAUAUCAAGUUACUAUGUGGCUUUUCCAAUCAUCAUUUAGAUGUUACUUUAUUGUCUAAGGGUAGAAUUGGAAAAAACUAAUCAAUUUAUGUCUUGAUUUCCUAAGUUGACACUUAUUGUGAGACAAAAAUGUUGGCUAAGGUGACACUUAUUAUGGGACGGAGGAAGUACUUAGUAGCCUUACCUAUAAAAUGCCUGGUAAUAUCACUCAAUUAGCAUGCAUACCUUCAAUUCUUUUCAACAUGGCAAAUUGCAAUGAAAAUGGAGUUGCACAUUCUGGCUUCAACUUGCAAAUUGAAGCAAUCCAAUCAGUGAUGCCAACGAAGUCAACUGAUCCAAGAUUAAUUCGGCGAGUCCUCGUUGGUGAAAAUCUUGGCUCAAGCAAUUUUCAAAGGCGUUUUCACAUGGUCUUUUGCUACAACAAGGCGUCAGAGACAGAUUCAGGGAGGAUGGUGGCUGGGUGGAUUAGGGAGUCACUAGGAAGGACACUUGAUGAAAAUCCAUUACUUGCUGGUAGACUUAGAAGAAAAGGAGAAAAUGAUACUAAUGGAGAGCUUGAAAUUGUGUCAAAUGAUUCUGGUGUUAGAUUGAUUGAAGCUAAAGUGCCGAUGAACUUGGCAGAUUUUCUUGAUCUUAAGGAAAAGGAAAAUGUAGAAGCUGAGCUUGUCUUUUGGGAGGAUAUUCAUGAACCAAAUCCUCAGUACUCACCACUUUUCUAUGUACAGGUGACAAAUUUCAAUUGCGGAAGAUACUCAAUUGGGAUAAGUUGUAGCCUUUUCUUAGCAGAUCCUUAUGGCAUGACUGGUUUCUUGAAUAGGUGGUCCAAAAUUCACAUCAACAUGGUAUCAGAGGCAGAUAUGCCCAAAAUUCCGACAUUUUUCCUGCCAAAUCUUAGGAAAACAGGUUGUUCGUCAACUUUAUCGUCGAGCUCAAGCACACGUACUAACCAAGUUAGCGAAACAUUAAUCUUUAAAUUACCCUCUAAGUUCUUGAAUUUAAGAGAUGAUAUCCACAAGAAUCUUGCAGAAAAAUGUGUUCAAGAAGCAGAAGAUAAACUUGGUAAGAAAUUAUCUUCAAAAUUCUGUUUGUUUGUUAGAGAAAACUCACAGGAUAUUAAGGUGGAAACAUUUUCUAGAGAAGGGAAUUCACCAUGUGGUAAUAUUGAUACAGGAUUAGUUUCAGCUAAUUGGGAUGGUUUGGAAUUAGAUGAUACCGUAAGGUUUAAUGAAGAAAAUAAGGCUGUUCACUUUUCAUGUUGGAUUAUUAAUUCAGGCAAUGAAGAUCUGGUGUUGAUUACUCCCUCUGAUAUUGGUGAUGAAGGUGGUUCUGGAAAGAAUGUUAUAGUUACAGUUUAGGAUAUUAAUCUUUCCAUAGAGAGCGUUUACUCUUUUACUGGACUAUUCAGUAGGAAUCCAAAUUAUUCAAGCCCCGCAAAUUUCUAUCAAAAAUUUGUCUGCUUGUUUGUUUUUUCUUUCUUUUCAAGGGAUUCGGGUGGACAUUGGAUUUUCAUUGAUGUUGUCCCAAGAUAUGAUUAUUUGUUACCUUGUGAUUUAUCAUGAACUGUAAUUUGAUUCAACUUAUUCGAAAAGAAUGCAUAUUAUUGUUGGGAGUUCCGAACUAUAGCUUCUGUGUAAUGAAAAAGUAAUGUAAGAU
This is a messenger RNA of Lycium ferocissimum, 1780 nucleotides long. Its product is annotated as acylsugar acyltransferase 3-like. The transcript is spliced from 2 exons. Gene Ontology annotation, molecular function: acyltransferase activity, transferring groups other than amino-acyl groups. Bases 319 to 1482 code for a protein of 387 amino acids. The record is from RefSeq and is a predicted model, not a curated record. Lineage: Eukaryota; Viridiplantae; Streptophyta; Magnoliopsida; Solanales; Solanaceae.